CUUCGACGCAGCGCACCCAGGAAGGAGAGUGACCACCGAGCUCCAGGAGGAGAAACCUGUCAGCUUGUGUGGGAGACUUACGGGAAUGCGAAGAAGAGGCCACUGAAAACGACCAGCAGCACCACGUUGAAAGCAGCAAAUAGGCUCGGGAGGAUCCAGGGGAGUGGGGCCUGAGGCGGGCGAUGAGGCUCCUUCAAGAGCGGCAUGGCUGGACGUCCCAUGGCCCAGGGGAGAUUAGGGCUCUCUCCCCACUGCUGGUUCCAGGAUCUCCGUGGCAACAGCAGCCUCAGAAGCCACAGCCCAGGGUGGAGGGAAAGAAGUCCCAGAGUGACAUCACAGAGGCUGAGGAGAAUGGGGGCUAGGGGCUGUUCAGCAGCGCUGUCUGCCACCUGUGACCGUCACUUCCAACAGCAAACCAUACCCCUACUUGUGCUGGGGACUGAGAGGUCCUGCCCCUGCGAGGUUCGAGACUACAUGAGAUUAGAGAAACAGGUGGGGAGAAGGUGGGUGAUGCUACUCACCCUUUCAGGCUCAGUGCUAAUCAAAGCAAACGGUGUUCAUUGCUCUAUCUCCAUUUUUUCCUUGUUGUUGUUACAAAAUUGCACUUUGGGGGAGGAGGCAGCUAAAUCUUCCCUUGUUUCCAGGGUUGGCUUCACAACGCAAUUCUGGUCAAUGGGACAUAAGUGGAUGUCGGAGGGUUUCUAGAAAGGCUUUUGCUUUCCUGAUAACAGGGGGAAAAGACACAGUUGGUGCAGCUUUGCCCCUUUCUUCCUGUUUUGAACCUAGACGUGCUGCCUUGGUCCACCUCGACCCAUUAGGCAAUAAGUCAACAUGGGACACGAACAGAAUGACAAUAAUGACACUGAGUCACUGCCCCAGCCUUGAACUGCCUCCCUCUGAGCUGUUUAUUAUGUGAGAAAAUAACUGGGUUUUCUGUUACAUACAACUGAUAUUUGUCAUUUAUUUUAGUCACUGAGCAUCUGAACCCCUCUGUGUUUGGAGGAUCCCUGAACUAUAAAGUCUUGAUGAAGGGCAAGGACUCUUUCUCCAUCCCAGCUGAACCUGAAAAUGCCAGAUACUUGCAUUCGAAGCCUCUCUUGGAGCUAGCACACAGGCCUGUGACUUGGGCGCCACCAAUUAGCCUCAGAUCUGCUACCACCAACCAACUGAGGAGUCCACUGAGAUGCAGCAACUGUCCUUUUAAAACUUAAGAUCAUGGCCUCCGAUUAGAACCUUCCAACUGCUUCCCUGCCCACUCAGAGUAAAGUUCAAAGUCCUUACCAUGGCCUUCAAGGCCCUCCCUGAUCUGGCCCCACUAACUUUCUGACCUCAUUUCCCAACACUCAGCCCCGUACUCACUCCACACUCGCCAGGCACACUGGCCUCCAUGCUGUUCCUCAAACACACGUGGUAUAGUCCAGUCCUGGGUUCUUCACACUUGCUCUUCUCUUUCCCUGGAAUUCUCUGCCACAUAUAUUCACAGAACUUGCUCCGUCACUUCAUUGUAUUCUUUGUUCCAGCGGUGCCUUCUGCCGUUAUCCACAUGCCUGCAUCUCCAACUGUUUCCUUACGAUAGAUUCCUAACAGUUGGAUUUAGGCCCAAUGAAUGCGAAUAUUGAAAACAUAUUUCAGAGUCGAGUCGUUGCCUUACCCGACUUGGACGUGUCUCUCGCCUGCGUCCACUCUUCGCGUCCUGUCAUUCCAGUCUUGUGCUGCCCAGUGCCCGCCCGCAGGAUGGCCCAUGAGCAGAUCUGCUACUCGGACAAGUACUUCGAUGAGCACCACGAGUACUGGCAUGUCAUGUUACCCAGAGAACUUUCCAAACAAGUACCCAAAACCCAUCUGAUGUCUGAGGAGGAGUGGAGGAGACUUGGGAGUCUAGGCUGGGUUCAUUACACGGUUCAUGAGCCAGAAGCACACCUUCUUUGCUUCAUACGACCUCUUCCAAAAGGUCAACAAAAAUGAAGUAUAUCUGGGGAUCAUCAAUUAAAUCUUUUUCAAAUUUAAUGUAUAUCUGUAUAUAAGGUAGUAUUCAGUGAAUACUUGGAAAAUGUACAGAUCGUUCAUCCAUAUCUGUGCAUGAGCUGUAUUCUUCACAGCAACAGAGCUCAGUUAAAUGCAACUGCAAGUAGGUUAACUAUAAGGUGGUUAAGAUAAAAUUUCUUCUAGUCAGUUUUUCUCUUAAUAUAAGUGCCUGUUUGACUUUACCUGUUACUUUUG
This is a messenger RNA of Balaenoptera ricei (Rice's whale), 2220 nucleotides long. Its product is annotated as cyclin-dependent kinases regulatory subunit 2-like. The transcript has 2 exons. Gene Ontology annotation, molecular function: cyclin-dependent protein serine/threonine kinase activator activity; protein kinase binding; histone binding. NCBI's taxonomy places the organism in Eukaryota, Metazoa, Chordata, Mammalia, Artiodactyla, Balaenopteridae. Gene Ontology annotation, cellular component: cyclin-dependent protein kinase holoenzyme complex; SCF ubiquitin ligase complex. Bases 1603 to 1965 code for a protein of 120 amino acids. Gene Ontology annotation, biological process: regulation of mitotic cell cycle. The record is from RefSeq and is a predicted model, not a curated record.